Messenger RNA from Pygocentrus nattereri (red-bellied piranha), 2384 nucleotides. RefSeq lists its product as uncharacterized. The coding region runs from base 240 to 2219 and encodes 659 amino acids. NCBI's taxonomy places the organism in Eukaryota, Metazoa, Chordata, Actinopteri, Characiformes, Serrasalmidae. Gene Ontology annotation, molecular function: protein binding; cytokine receptor activity. The record is from RefSeq and is a predicted model, not a curated record. The transcript has 10 exons. Gene Ontology annotation, biological process: immunoglobulin mediated immune response; cytokine-mediated signaling pathway. Gene Ontology annotation, cellular component: external side of plasma membrane.
AAAGGUGAGCCGGUCGGGAAGAGGCGGAGUUUUCAGAUGAUGGCUGUGCAAUGAGCUUCCAGGGAACUGCACAGCAAGUAUAUUACAGAGAAACACACACAUUACACCAUUCAUUUCUUCAGAUGAGACGUACAAUCAGAUGUGUUCGUUUCUGUUAUUCCCUUGUCUUAUGAAAACACUGGUCCUCAGUUUAACAGUGAAUGUUCCUCGUUUAGUUUCUCCAGUGUUAUAACAUCUACAUGGGGAAAUUAAGCACAGACUUUUUGACUAGAAUGCAUAUCACAAUUCUUCUUUUGCAACUCUUCAUUCCUUUUUCCCUCCCAGAAUCUUAUGAGCCCACAGAGAGUGAUCUGAAAUGCUUCAACGAUUAUGAUGCAGUGAUGAAGUGUCACAUGAUUUCGGACAAACUCCACUGUCCUGCAUACAAACUCAGUGUAUUUCACGAAAUAAACAGAACAUAUUCCUGUAGUUUUGAGCAUUUCCCUCCCAAAACCUGUGAAUGUAAAUUCCAAGUGCCAGGCUUUGUCCUCACAGAGACCUUUUCAGCUACUCUGUAUAGAGGAGAGAAGUUUGUGUUCACUAAAACCAUCAAGACUGGUGAAAGCAUCAAACCCAAACCACCAACCAUCGUAUCAGUCAAUCUGACUGAAAAUGGAAAUUUCCUUAUUACCUGGGACACCAACUACAAUGAACCAUUUUCUAGUAGUCUGAGUACGAAGCUCACCUACGGCAUUAAAGGAAGCAAGGUCAAUAUGUCGAAAAAUUCGCUUCAAGGAUCUCACUAUGAGAUUCUGAGCAGACUAACUCUUCAGCCUAACUCUGAUUAUGUUGUGAGAGUGAGGACAGAAUUCAACAACAAUUCAAUAUUUAGCGACUAUAGUCAACCAUACGAGUUCAGAACACCCGUAUCUAUAGAGACUGUUCUCAAGAUAUUAAUUCCCAUGUUAUGCGUCAUACUGAUCUUAUUUAUAUCCACCACUUUCUGCUGUUACAACAAAAUGAAGAGAGAGUUGUGGGAUACAUAUCCAACUCCAAAAAUCACUUCAAGUUUUAAAAAUCAGAUUGACAUCUUGCUUCCCUUUGAAAAUGAGUUCUCUCCCAUCCAUGUUGAACAUUCCUCACUGGAACUGAUUGGGAACAAGACUUGCUCAACUUCUCAAGCAGAUGUCAGCAGAGAACAUCAUAAUCACCAGAGUAUCAGGAGCAGUGCUGAUUCAGCUUCAGGGGGUCAUGCUCAAGUGCACUCUGGCAGUGUUGGUCAGGACAAAGUCACUGUAAAUGCCACAGUAAAUAAGAUGGAAACAUCAAUGUCCUACAGUGCACUUGAAAAUCAAUCAAGAGCCACUGUCCCAGUCAACUCCACCUCUGGAACUGGACAGGAUUCAGGGAAUAGCUCAGGAUUGUUGUCCUUCAGCAACAAGUGCUAUUUUGAUGCAGGCUUCUCUUCGUUGACCCAGCCCUCCGACUCUUCUGAGAAAGAGAAUUUACUCCCUGCUUCAAUGAACCUUGCUCCUAUCUCAGUGUCCUACAAAGUUCAUAACAGUCUGCGAUCAGACAGAGCCAAGAUUGAAAUCCUAAGGGAAUGUGGGAAUAACAUUGACUCAUCCCUCAGUAACAGAUGCUUUUUGGAAUCACAUUCAGACAGUUCCUCCUUUCUGCACCAGUCUAUUAGGAAUGACAAUUCAUUCCCAGCUUUAUCUGAAAACCUGGAUCCAGCGAUACAGACGGACUUGGACUAUCAUCCGUGUUCAUUGCCUCUAGAUGCUAACUCAACUCAGUCCGCACCCUCCAGAACCGAGAUUGUUGUGGUUCAUGGAUAUCAGAGUGUUAAUGAGGUCUUGGACCACGGAAACAAACCAGAAGCAGAUGCAUCUGUGAACCAAGAAUUUGUCAGCUUUCACAAUGACGUUAAUCCGAUCAGAGAAAAGCCUAUUUGCUGCAAUAAACCACAGGAUGUUGCUGUACCUGCCUGUGAAAGCAUGGUUAUCCCUGUUGAUGAUGGAUAUCAAUCUCUUCCAAGCUUGGACCAAAACACAUGGAGCUCUGACCGCAGCACUGAACUAGAGCAGAACAUCGCUCAGGCUGUGGCUCAGCCGGCCCACCACAACAUGAGCUGUGUCAGUCAGCAGGAACAUGCACCGACAUUCGAAAGUCUUUGUGGUCCUGUUUUGAAUAUUUCUCCAGGCAUUCAAAUCGACUGUUCUUAUCAAAAAGUGUGAUGCCACAGCUCAAAAUUAAACAGUAAGCAUGUUUUCAUUGGUUAGCCAUAAAUCCGAGUUUGUACAGUUUGUACAUUUUGUUUUUUGGAACUGAUAUGAGUCUGGAAGAAAAAGAAUGUUGUUUUACAUUUGUGUGCAAUAAUAAAAAUAAUGAUAAUACAGUCA